Diospyros lotus (date-plum) is the source of this 1250-nucleotide messenger RNA. Its product is annotated as transcription factor MYB1-like. The transcript is spliced from 3 exons. Bases 105 to 1025 code for a protein of 306 amino acids. NCBI's taxonomy places the organism in Eukaryota, Viridiplantae, Streptophyta, Magnoliopsida, Ericales, Ebenaceae. The record is from RefSeq and is a predicted model, not a curated record.
AAUUCAUCCCUUUAUAAGAUAUAUAUAGAUAUAGAUAUAGAUAUAGAUAUAUAAGAAAACAGGAAGCUCGACCAAUCUAUCAGAAGAUAAGAAAAGAAGAACAAAUGGGCCACCAUUCUUGCUGCAACCAACAGAAGGUUAAAAGAGGGCUUUGGUCACCUGAAGAAGAUGAAAAGCUCAUCAGAUAUAUCACCACUCACGGCUAUGGCUGCUGGAGCGAAGUCCCUGAUAAAGCUGGGCUUCAAAGAUGUGGUAAAAGCUGCCGCUUGAGAUGGAUCAACUACUUGAGGCCAGACAUAAGGAGAGGGAGAUUCAGUCCAGAGGAGGAGAAGUUGAUUAUCAGUCUCCAUGGGGCUGUAGGCAACAGAUGGGCUCACAUUGCCAGUCACUUGCCUGGAAGAACAGACAACGAGAUAAAGAACUACUGGAACUCUUGGAUCAAAAAGAAGAUACGAAAGCCAGCACCGUCCCCGCCGACGGCAACCGGAAAACCAAACCCCCACUAUCGCCAUCCUCAAUUUGGUUACACUACCGCCAACCCAGACAACCUCUUGAAUCAUCAUCAAGAUUUGGUGGCAAACAUUCCCGCUCAAGACGCGGUCUUCACUUCUCCCGGCCCUUUCUUCACCUUCGACGCCAGUUCGCUCGAGGCAAUUGGCGAGCUGGGCGGCGUGAACUCAGAAAAUAAUUGGCAUAUGAUCGGCCAAGAACAAGUUCAAGUGCUUCCGCCUCUGGCAUCGUUUACAACCAACAUGGAGUACUCGAACAACAACUUGGCUUCCAUAGACGACAUUGGAAGCAUGGAAUUGCAGGCUUGCAGUGGCUCCAAUGAGUGUUUACAGAGGCAAGAGUUGGACGAAUGGGUUGAAGCCGGGCAGCACUGCCCGAGUUUUCUGUUUUGGGAGCAUUCUGAAGGAUUAGUAAUGGAUGGUGAUCAGGAAGAUGCAGCAGGUUCGCCCAAACUGGGGGCGAUGCUUUCUUCUUUUCCUUCAUCUUUUCGAGAUGUUAAUGAUGCUGAACACUGAAGCCAUUUCUUUUUAUAAGUUUCUUUUUGGUUGUGAAUUUAAUUUGUUCCUUAAUUAUACUUACUUUAUAAUGGGGGAAAAUGAGAAGUUGAGAAAUUCCAUGAACAUUGAUGUGAAGUUUGUCGUGCAAAGGAAACGGAAGGAAAGGGAUAAAUGGAAGGCAAUAAAUAGGUAGUGACAAUGGUUUGUAAUUAAAUCAUGAUGAUUUCAUAGUAGGUUGCUAUC